CAGACGUACAGUGCGUCAUGCGGAAAAAGUUUGGAGCCGAAAGCGAAAAUGAUAGCGAAAUCAGAUAGUUGAAGGAGCACUUUCUUUUAAACGUUGAGAGGGAUCUAAACGUUUUUAGGGUUUUAAGCGUUGGUCAGUUCACAUCGGCCCAAUGAACGCGGAGGAAGCAUUUAACGCUAUGUUGUUAGAUAUCUCUAACGAGCUCAACGAGCAGAACUUGGCGGAGCUCAAGUUCUUGUGUACUAAAAUUGGGAAGAAACGCAUGGAAAAUGUAAAGGUGGGCAUUGAUCUGUUUCGGCAUCUCAAGGAAUUAAAUGAACUAAGACCUGGCCAUGCAGUGUGUCUCUGCACAUUACUGGCUCAAAUAAAGCGGCAGGAUCUUGUUGACAAAGUGCAGGAGUACAUGUCAAAUAAUGCAACAGACGUAGUAGGCCCACCAGAAUCUAAGGAACAAGCAAAGGUGAAAAAGGCAAUUGAUGUCAUUGUUGAAAACCUUGGCAAAGACUGGCUACGAUAUGGCAGGAGGCUGGGACUGCCUGAAGUAAAACUUGAGCAAAUCCGAGUGAAACACCCUUUUAACCUCGAGGAGCAGGUGAUGGGAAUGUUCAGUGAGUGGAAGCAGCUGAAGAAAGAGGAUGCCAAGGCAGAUGAUUUGGUACAAGCACUUCGCUCUUGCAGACUAAAUCGCACCGCUGAUCUAGUUGAGACAGAGAUGAAAGAUUGAAUGGAGAUUGAUGCAUUCCUGACAACUCGGACGUCAGAGGUCGGACAAUCGUGAAGUUGGGGCUGAUCGACUAACACCGAGGUCAGAAGAGAGAACUUUGACUUCAAGUCGCGUUCCAUUACCUUUUCCCGAGGUCAGAAUUCUUGACCUCCGAGUUUGUCUUGAAUGACAAAGAAAUAUGACUUCCGAUUCUGGAAUACAGCAUAAGGUCCCUGUGCUGUGUUGUGAAGUUCCUUGCUAAUAUGAAAGAAUGUCUGCUUGAUUAAAAUAAUAAGGCUAGACCUAUACUACCCAGCCAGUUCAUGACUAAUCGUUGUCAAUUUUAAAGAGCAUAUUUCAUUUUCUGUGCUGCAUUAUAUUGUCUUUAUAUGCUCUAUCUCAGUGAAUGUGGAAGGUGUUGUAUAGCCUAUGGGUUGGAAAGUAAAACAUUGUCAGCUACAGAACAGGCUAUUCUGAAAUUGUCUCAGCUGAAGCCUACUGCUUACACUGAGGUUAAUUAUUUUGGGGGAAGUUCGAUUUCUUGAUCAAAUAAAGCUGCAAAAUGAUAUUGGAAAAAAUCGCUUUGAUGCAUUUCUCAAAUCAUCCUUAAAGUUUGUACUACAGUUACUACAUUUCUCAAAAUAAGUAGGCUCGUUCAAACUGCACUACAUAGUGGUGGAUUACCUGCAAAA
Messenger RNA from Sardina pilchardus (European sardine), 1395 nucleotides. It is a transcript of the gene fadd, whose product is annotated as Fas (tnfrsf6)-associated via death domain. Gene Ontology annotation, molecular function: protein binding. The transcript has a single exon. The record is from RefSeq and is a predicted model, not a curated record. Bases 152 to 724 code for a protein of 190 amino acids. NCBI's taxonomy places the organism in Eukaryota, Metazoa, Chordata, Actinopteri, Clupeiformes, Clupeidae. Gene Ontology annotation, biological process: signal transduction; regulation of apoptotic process.